Malassezia pachydermatis is the source of this 4800-nucleotide messenger RNA. Its product is annotated as taf2-component of tfiid complex. Gene Ontology annotation, cellular component: transcription factor TFIID complex. Gene Ontology annotation, molecular function: RNA polymerase II general transcription initiation factor activity; transcription cis-regulatory region binding; protein binding. NCBI's taxonomy places the organism in Eukaryota, Fungi, Basidiomycota, Malasseziomycetes, Malasseziales, Malasseziaceae. The transcript has a single exon. The record is from RefSeq and is a predicted model, not a curated record. Bases 1 to 4800 code for a protein of 1599 amino acids. Gene Ontology annotation, biological process: transcription initiation at RNA polymerase II promoter.
AUGCUACAUGAUCGUGGGUUCACGUUGAACCACCAAAAGGUGGCGCUGGAGCUUGUCUUCAGCGGCACUGUGGGUGGCUAUACGGAGCUCUCCAUUACGCCCACGCACGCUGGCCUGCGUCACAUUUAUUUGCAUGCACGAUGCAUGGAAGUACUGCGUGUCCAGUGCCAGGGACACGAUGCUGCUUUUACACACACUGACUCAUUGCAAUCGCUCGCAUGGUCUGACUUGCACAAGCACGGCCAAGCGAAGCGUGAGCUGUACUCGGCGCUCAGUCAAGGCGCGGAUGGCGAGCUGCGUAUAUCCUUGCCAGACAGUGUCCGUCCCGAGCCUCUCUCCUCGCAAGCGGAAGCGAGUGGUGCUAGCGCCGAAGAUGACUUCGCACCGAUCACCAUCCAUAUUGACUACGUGCUACGAGAUGCGCAGGAAGCGCUGCACAUUGUGCAUCCUACGCCUGAAGCGCCGUACCGUGUACCGCAUAUGUAUACCCGACCCACGGGAUCGAAUAGCGCUCGGUGCUGGGUGCCCUGCGUCGACUCGCUCUGGGAUCGGUGUACGUGGGAACUGGAGUUUGUUACGCCACGUCAACUCUCAUCCAGUGAGGAGCCUGACAUUUAUGUGAUUGCCAGUGGCGAGCUGACAGAGCAUGCUAUUCAUCCACACGAUCCAGCAAAGUCGAUCUUUUACUAUACGCAGCCGGUAGCCACGACCGUGCAGCAUAUGGCGUUCUGCGCAGGUCCUUUUGUUCUGGCGCGGCUCUCGCCCAAGGGGUCGGAAGGGUGUGAAGCGCUAGCGUUCUGUUUGCCAGAGCACGAGCAUGAGCUGCGUACGACGACCAGCUUUACGUGGCAGGCGAUUGAGUUUAUUAGUAGCGAGUACGGUUCGUACCCGUUUGGCUCGUUCAAGAUGGUGUUUGUCGACGGCGCCAUGGUCGACUGCCACACGGCGUGUACCCUUGCCAUUUGCUCGAGCGAUCUGCUUCACCCGCCUUCUGUCAUUGAUCAGGCGUUUGAGAAUCGGCAUCUCCUGGCGCAUGCUGUCGCGUUCCAAUGGGUCGGCAUCAAUAUUGUGCAAAAGACGUGGGCUGAUACAUGGCUGAUUCACGGCUUGAGUCAGCACCUGGCGGCCAUGUUCCUACGUCGGCUGCUGGGCAACAAUGACUACCGAUUCCGUAUGAAGAAAGACUGUGAUCGGCUGUGUUUAUGGGAUAUCGGCAUGCCGCCGCUGUACCAAGUGGGACGCGACGAGCCGUUGGAUCCUCAGCUGCUGUCGUUUGUGAACUUGAAAGCGCCUCUCGUUCUCUACCUACUUGAUCGACGGCUGUGUAAGAUGGGCGCAUCGCUGGGCCUGGGCCGUGUGAUUCCCAAGCUAUUUUUGCAGGCGAUCACCGGGGAGAUGACGCACAAUGCGCUGGGUACGCACAGCUUCCUGCGCACAUGCAAAAAGGUCAGCGGUGCGGAUUUGCGGCUGUUUGUCGACCAGUGGAUCAACGGCAGUGGCUGUCCGCGGUUCGUGUGCACAGCCACGUUCAACCGCAAGAAGCUGCUGAUUGAGAUGCAUGUGCGGCAAGAGUCGCCGGCAGCGAUGUAUGCGCAAGCGCACCCGGAAGAAGCGCUGGCGUCGAACCCUGUGACGCUCUGGGAAGGCCAGAUGACGGUACGGAUUCACGAAGCGGAUGGCACGCCGUACGAGCACGUGCUGGAUAUCAAGAAUGAGCACCAGCGGUACGAUGUGCCUUUCAAUACCAAAUACAAACGUGUUCGUCGAAACACAAAGCGUUUUCAGGCGCGCCAAGCCGCGGCGGCGGCGGCAGCGGCCGGCGACGAGGAUGCGGCCGAAGCCAUCGGCAUGAUCGAUCUUGGGUUUGGGCUGGGCAUGUGGGAAGACGAGGCGGAGCGUGAGCGCUGGAAAGUCGCAGAUUGGACGGAGGAAGAUGAGGCGAUUAUGGCCUCCGCGCCGUACGAAUGGAUCCGACUGGAUGCGGACUUUGAGUGGAUGGCACAGAUCCAGUUUGAGCAGCCGGAUUACAUGUGGGUGUCGCAGCUGCAGCGUGACCGAGAUGUAGUGGCACAACUCACGGCCGUGCAUGCACUAAGUCAGAUGCCGAGCUUGAUCACGAGCAGUAUGCUGACGCGCACAGUGCUGGUCACCAAGUAUUUUUACCGGAUUCGUGCGGAGGCGGCGUAUGGCCUUGCGAACUGUGCGCUGCCGCAUUUGGAUCUGCUAGGUCUGUUCCAUCUGCUGAUGCUAUUCCGUACGAGUUACUGCCUGGACAUGCCGUCGGACAGCGACUCGACCGCGCUGGAGGCGCCAUGCAUCCCGAAACCCAACGACUUUAGCGACAUGGCCGACUACUUUGUCCGUCGCGCGCUCAUUCAUGCGAUUGCACGCAUUCGUGAUCACCGCGGGCGUGCCUUGCCGAUUGUGCAGCGGUUCCUGAUCAACUUGCUGCGGUACAACGACAACUCGACCAACCGCUUUGUCGACGAUUACUACCUGGCCAGCAUCAUCAAUGCGCUUGCCAGCACGCUUAUGCCGGUGGACAGUGCGGGGUACUCCAUGCAGGCGGACGAGGUGUACACGGACGAGGAACUCUCGCUGCGCACGAUGGCCAUGCAGGAGGUCGAGCGACUGCAAGUGUUGGAUCGCCUUGUGCCCUCGUUCCACAAUGUCAUUACGUUAGCGGCGAUGGACUUUUCGCUCUCGCUCGUCCUGGCCAACCUUCGUCCGUUGGAUUUGAGUACACUGCUGGAGUACACGCGUGAAGGCAACUUUACCCCGGUCCGUCUCGCGGCGUUCAAUGCGCUGCUGCUGCUCCGUGGCUUGCAGCACAAGGUGCUCAAUCGGUACUACUUGGCCGUGCUGGCUACGGACGAAGAUGCCGUCGUGCGAGCGCACUUGGCUCGCAGCUUGUGCGAUGCGCUGGGCGUCGCCUUGUCCACAGGGGAACUGGGCUACGCGCGUACGCGGCAUGAGCGGUUGCAAGAGGGCGAUGCGCGUGAGCAAGUCGCCGAGCAGGAGGCAUGGCUCGCGGAAGAAGCCGAGCAGAACGAAGAGAUGCUCAAGUUGCUUCGUCGUGAGAUUGGCCGUACGCCAGCGAUUCGCGAUGGGUUCCUCGACGCCGUGCAUGCCUCGCGUGGCCAUGCGCCCGCUCGUUUUGCCCUCUUGCACUUGGCCGAGCUGCUAUUCAAGUCAAGCGACGAGGCGCGAGCGCCGAUGGAGCGCCCGGUCACAACAGCCUCUUCGGCGGAGCCCACCGCGGCCAUGCGGAUCCGUCUCAUGAUCAAGAAUGCGCCACCGCAACAGGAGAAACGUCCUACGACGACCCAGCCGUUGCGUGUUGUGUUGCCCAAGACGGCCAAGCCUAAGAAGCCCAAGGCGCCUGAGCCUGGGCAGGCGCUGGGAAUGUCGUCGUCGGAUCUCAGUGCAUGCCGUACCUGCAUCCAGAAACUUAUGGCGAACAAGCACUGCGAACCGUUUUUGCGUCCUGUUGAUCCUGUGCGUGACGAAGUGCCUGACUACUUUGACGUGAUCAAAGAGCCGAUGGAUCUCAGUGCUGUCUCCAACAAGCUGCAGUCAGGGCAGUACCAGGACCGCUUUGAGUUUAAGAAUGAUGUCGAGCUUAUUUUCCGCAAUGCAAAGACGUACACACCCGAUCCCAAGGCGUGGAUCCACUACGAAGCCAGCCGCAGUGAGUCGGCGUUCCGUCAGCUGUGGAAUCGCAUCACGAAGACCCUCGAGCAGGCUGCAGCGCGGGCUGAAAAAAUGCAGGUCGAGGACGCUGACGACGCAGCGUCGGCGACGUCGGCGGCGGCCUCAGAUACGCCCAAGCGAACGAUCACGCUCAAGCCGCCGGCCUCCGAGGCAUCGGCAGAGGGAUCUGCCGCGCCGAAGAAGAUCAAAAUUCGGCUUAGUCUUGGCAAGGGCGAAAAACGCGCAGCACCAGAGACACCACCCCGGCCCGUGCUCAAGUUGAAGCGGGCUCGCUCUGAGGCACCCGAUACGCCGUCUGCAGGAAACACACCCGCCGCAGAGUCCGUGCCCGCGGAGCUGAAAGCGGAAAAGAUUGCACCUGCGCAGGCCAAGUCGGCGAGCGACGAUCCCGUACUGCCAGGCGAGCAGGAGAUGCCAUUGCACGUGAAGAAAGCGCGCUCCGUCCUCCAAAUGGUCGCCAAGACGAAGGAAGCUGUCAUUUUCUUGCAGCCCAUCGAUCCUGUACGUGACCAAGCGCCGACCUACUACGAUGAGAUCAAGCAUCCAAUGGAUCUAAGUACGAUCGACACGAAACUCAAGAGCGGUGCCUACAAAACGAUGGGCGACUUUGCGGCGGAUAUGCGUCUCAUGUUUGCCAACUGCCGUCAAUUUAAUCCGCCUGGCACGGUGCCUGCGCUCAUGGAGCAGGCCGUCUCACGUGUAUGGCGCCGCGAAUGGAGCCGUGCGAUGGUCCGCAAAUUGGAGUACUCGCACAAACGCUCGCUGCAGAGCAUGAUGGGCCGCUUAAAGCAACUUCCCUCUAGUGGCCUGUUUUUGUACGCGGUGGAUCCUGUGGCAUUAGGUAUCCCGACGUACUUUGACGUGAUCCCGAAGGAAAAUGCCCGUGAUCUGACGCUGAUCAGUGAGAAGCUACGUGCCGAUCAGUACGAUAGCGUGGAUGCAUUGGACGCCGAUAUCCAACUUAUGCUGUCCAAUUGCUACACGUUCAACGCAGAGGACGAGCGCGUUUGCGAAGUCGCUCGUGCCUUUGAAAAAGCAUACCAACAAGAGAUUCACGCCAUGCGUAAGGCGCUGAAUCCGUCAUAG